UACCCAGACUUGAACACCUUUGGUGGCAGUUCAGCUCUCUGGUCGCCUUGAGAGGUGGCUGCUAGGGAUGGGGUGCGUGGCUUAGGAAAGUAUUUGGAAUCCUCCCUAGAGAUUGGAAUGGAUUCCCAGACAGGUCCAGUUCCACCCUCUUCUGUCUUCACUGACCUGGGCCAAGCCGCCCCUCCCAGAUCGAUGUCACUGGCAGUGACAUUCUGGGCAUUUGAAUCUUGGCCUAAUUAAACAUUUGUCCAUGCACACAUCCAUGCGCAAGAGAAGGUGAGUUUACUUCUCUCACCCCCCAAACUAUUAGUAUGCAAUGCCCUUCCCAGUGUCACAGCUGAAUGCUUUUGAGGUUGUGGGCAGGGCCUGGCUAAGUGCCCCCCUCGAGGGGGGGAGCCGCUGACACCCAAAGGUCCCCAGGCAACAUGAUAAUACCCCUUAUUAACCUUCAUUGAUCCGGGCCUCUUUAAUGCUUUACUCUUUGUUCAGCUGGCGGGAGUGACUUUGGCAGACACAUGAAAGCCCCUGCUGGUGAGCCAAGCUCUGUCAUUGGAUAGAAUCAGUGAGCAGACCCUGAGCUGAUGGGACUCAGGGAUAAGAAGACAAGUCUGUCUGGCUGUGUGCCUGCUUGCUGUCUUCCUCAGAGAGGGAGGGAGACAGGAGCAAAGGUCAGAGAGAGUGGCCUCUGGGAAGGCUUGACCAGCCUAGUGGCCAUUGCACUGGGCUUCAGCACUGACCAAAGGCAUUUCUUACACGGAGGCCUCUGGACCCCUGUAUGAAUGGAUGAUUAUUGAGACAAGGUUUAAAUGCAUUGACCCCAGGAAUCUAAAGUAUAGCCACUUUGAUAUAGAGCAGUGUUUCUCAAACUGUGGGUGCAACCCUUUGGGGGGAAUCAAACGAUGAUUUCACAGGGGUCGCCUAAGACCAUCAGAAAAUACAGAUACGUCCAUUAUAAUUUAUAACAGCAAAAUUACAGUUAUGAAGUAGCAAAGGAAGUAAUUUUUAUGGUCUGGGGUCACCACAACAUGAGGAACGAUAUUAAAAGUUUGCAGCAUUAAGGAAGGUUGAGAACCCCUGGUACAGUGGUGUUAACAGGGACAGCCUAUGGCUGUCCUAUCAGGUCACAGAGAGGCCAGAGGUACAGGUUACCUCUGGUGGGGGCUGCUGAGGUACAUUGCCCAGGGCUGUGACAGGCACAGGCCCUUGGGGCACCUGAGCGUUGGCUAGAUUUGGCAGAGGAGGUGGUAGGAUCUGCCAGUAGUGUGUAAGUUCACUCUCAAGCCAGGCUCAGCAAGCGGGUGGGGUUUGCUGGGAGUCAGGGUUAGAGUUAGAUCAGGCCAGGCUGGGAUAUGUCUGUCUUUGUGGAGUUCAGGAUUUGUACUGCUUGGUGCUAGAAGAGGUGGUCGUGGUACCAGGAUAGAGUGGAUUGGCCAGAGAGCGCUGGGCUGGAGAGUGAGGGCAGACGAAACACGAAUACACCAUGCACCCAUGGUGCAAUCUGGGAAUUCUGGGCUUAGAGGCUCCCGUGGAGACUAGCCAGCCACUUAAGCAGCCUUUUAUGAGAUCACAUCAUAGAGAGCCUCAUGGACCUUGUGCGGAAAGCCAGGAGCCGCAGCAUUGGCUCCCUCCAUCCCUCCUUCAACAUUAACAAGUGCAUCCGAGAUGGGCUCCGGGAAAGCCUCCCGGACAAUGUCCACCAGAUCAUUUCCGGCAGGGCUUGCAUCUCGCUCACAAGGGUUUCAGAUGGGGAGAAUGUUCUUGUGUCUGAUUUCCAUUCCAAAGAUGAAGUUGUGGAUGCCCUGCUGUGCUCCUGUUUCAUCCCUUUCUUCUCUGGUCUAAUCCCUCCUUCCUUCCGAGGAGAGCGGUACGUGGAUGGAGGCGUGAGUGACAAUGUCCCCCUGUUGGAUGCCAAAACCACCAUCACGGUGUCCCCUUUCUAUGGCGAGCAUGACAUCUGCCCCAAAGUCAAGUCCACCAACUUCUUCCAGGUGAAUGUCACCAACCUCAGUCUCCGCCUCUGUGCCAGGAACCUCCACCUGCUGACCAGAGCACUCUUCCCACCUGAUCUCAAGGUGACGGGAGAGCUGUGCUUUCAAGGCUACCUGGAUGCCUUCCGGUUCCUGGCUGAGAACGGCAUCUGUAAUGGGCCACAGCCCAGCCUGAGUCUGUCCUCAGAGGAGAUGGAGCCAGAAGCCACGCCUCUCUGCCUGGAAAACAGCAACCUUGUGGGGGACCAGCUGCCAGUCAGCCUGUGCCUUACAGCUGUGCCCUGGGAUGACAGCAUCAAGGAGACCCUGUCCCCCAAGCUCAGCACAGCUGUGAGCGAAGCGAUUAAGGACAGGGACGGCUAUCUGAGCAAAGCCUGCAACCUCCUGCCCAUCAGGAUCCUGUCGUACCUCAUGCUGCCCUGCACUCUGCCCGUGGAGUUGGCCAUCGCUGUGGUCCACAGGUUGGUGAUAUGGCUCCCUGACAUCCCUGAUGAUAUCCACUGGCUACAGUGGGCAACAUCCCAGGUGUAUGCCCGCAUGACGACAUGUCUGCUCCCCUCCACAAGAUCCCAGGCACUCAAGAGUGAGCACCAAACAUGCAAGCGUGGACAUCACCCAUUGCUACACAAGUCCCAGUGAGGCUCUGCUUGUUUGUAAAUUGCUGGCCUCCUGGCUUCCUAUGAACUUGGACAUUCUCCCUGUGGGAGGGUCCUGGAGGGGCCGAAGCUGAGCCACCCUGCCUUCCACCCCAAGCCCAGCCUGACCUUCAGCUGAAGCACAACAUCUGGAUGGUGGGUGGUGGUGGUGGGGGGGAGGACUAUAUUCUGUUUUGCAGUGGGAAGGGUUCUGUUACUUUUGGAGGCAUCUAGGAAAUCACUCUCUGAGAGCUAAGCCCCUGUGCAGCUGCCCCUGGGUGCUGUGCCGUAACCUCAUGUCUGUGACCCCAAAAUCACAGAAUCUGGGCUAAGUUGGUAGUUUGUAGACACCAAAGACGAUGAUUUGGUCUUUAGGAAGCUACUUUUGGUCUGGGUGAAGUCUGCUGCUUGAGAGCUAACCCAGAGAGGAAGCUCCAAUCUCUCAGCCUGUGAAUGGUGGGGAUGACAAGGCGGCCGUGUUUGGAAACAGGAAUCCAAGCUGGUCGAUCUCAUAAGGAAAACUGUUCAGAAGUGUGAUGGGAUGGGUGUGGCUGUCCCUGAAAAGGGCCUGCCAGUUGAGGGUCAGACAAGGUAAUUUAUUACAUUCAAGGACACUGUUGGCUCUUACUAAAAUAGUUUAUAGGGAAUUUUAUAUGAGCACACCAGGGAAUGUGUAGUGAGCUACAUGUACGGUCAGUGAGCUGUGAAUAGUAUUAACCUUAAAAUCUCUUGUAUGUGGGGGCAAAACAACACAGGUAGGAAGCACAGUGGACCUCUGCCUCCUCACCCUCAACUUGAAUCUGGCCUGUUUUCUCCACUGUCUCCAAAUCUCUGUACUGUCAUCAACUAUCACUGCCUCUCUCUGUUCCCGUCUACUCCACGGGACUUAAUGGGGAUAAGCAUCCACUUUUCUCAGGUGAAUGUAUACAGCUGUGGGCGUGAUGUGUUUCCUGUAAUUCACACAUUAGAUUAGAACAUAGAAAAAAAGCCGCAACAAGGACCUGCUCAUACUCCUGAGCAUUGGCAUCGAGGUUCAUGUCUCCAGGAGUCCUCGUGAGCUCCAGGUUCACACACACACACACACACUUCAGGAGGAAUCCUCAACCCUGGUGCAUAUAAUCUUAGCAGGGUCGAUCCUGAUUGGAUAGGAGACGACUCUGGGGGAAGAGAAUGUGGUUCCAGAGAUAAAGCUUCGAGGCUACACAGAAAGAAAAAAAAAGACUGUCUCAUGGAGAAAACAAACCGGGAGUGGGGACGUAGAUCAAUUAUUGAGUGCUUGUCUAGCACGCUGAAGCUCUGAGUUCAGUCUCAGCACCAUAUAAACUGUGGUGUGACUGGCAAGCGUAUGCCUGCAAUUCCAGCUCUCAAGCAGUUGAGUAAGAGGAUCAGAAGUUCAAAGUCAUCCUUGGCUAAAUGAGACCCUGCCUCAAAAACAAACACAAAAAAAUGGCAAAAGCUUCUCAUCAGCAGCGAAGACUAUUCCUGCCACCAUAUCAAAUACAAUUUCUGCUGGUGUGGAGCCCUCCACUGUCAGGAACACCUGGAAGGGAAAAGUUAAUACCAGGGAGCAACUUCCUGAACCUGCUAAUCAGGUAGCAAAGCUGGUUCACUUGGUAAAAGCCAAGCAUGGGUGUCUAUGCAAAUGGUGUGUCCACAGAAAGACUGAAUGCAUACAUCAAAAGUACCCACAACUGUCAAGGGAAAAAGGUUCAUAAUCAAUGUGAAAAAAAAACCAAUAAAUAUGAUCUUUUAAAAAUGCA
Arvicola amphibius (Eurasian water vole) is the source of this 4383-nucleotide messenger RNA. RefSeq names its product patatin like phospholipase domain containing 3 (gene Pnpla3). Gene Ontology annotation, biological process: lipid homeostasis; triglyceride catabolic process. NCBI's taxonomy places the organism in Eukaryota, Metazoa, Chordata, Mammalia, Rodentia, Cricetidae. Gene Ontology annotation, cellular component: membrane; lipid droplet; cytoplasm. The coding region runs from base 1584 to 2627 and encodes 347 amino acids. The transcript is spliced from 9 exons. Gene Ontology annotation, molecular function: triacylglycerol lipase activity. The record is from RefSeq and is a predicted model, not a curated record.